GCUUUGUCAUUGGACAUCUUUGAGAAUAACUGUUUACAGGCAACCAAUCAACUGAGAAGACGACACGGCGUUCCAGACUUAACUUGGUCCAACACCCUCGCGGCUGAUGCACAAGCCUGGGCAAAUAGGCUAGCAAACAGCAACGUAUUUCACCACGACUAUAUCAGCAUGCAAGCCAAGAAUCAAGGAGAAAACUUGGCCUACUUUAAACCUUUCAAGAGGAAAUGUCAGGGUCCAAAAAGGGACGAUUGCGUCCAGUGCGCAGAAAUUGUUGAUGAUUGGUAUGAUGAGGUCAAGAAUUACGAUUUUGACUUGGGUAAAGCCAAGACACCCAGUGGAGUAGUGAUGCACUUUACACAGGUACCAGUUUGCAUGGACAACUCCAGCAAUUUUAAUAGUUUUCACUAUUUUUAUUAGGCUAUGUUCAUUCAAUAGAGGAUACCUUAUCGCGCGGACACGAAAGAAACCUAUCCGAAAUGUGGCGCCCAUGUAAGGGAUUCCGCAUUCUGGAAUACGGAACAAUUUUGCUCGUGGAAUCCAGAAUCUGGAUAAUUUUAGUUGUGCUACCCAAAUUCCUGGGCUGUUGAAUAAGGAAUACGGUUCAACGAGUCCAGAUCCUACUGACAACUAGAAUCCGGAGUUCAACUGACAAAGAAUCCGAUACCCAGUACAAAGAAUCCGGAAUCCACAGCAUGGAAUACAGAAUCUUAGACUUUCUUGGAUUCCCUUAUAUGGAGAGAUAUGUGGCUCUCCACUUCAGAGAUCGGAGCAAAGCAGUUGCUCUCCGUUACAGACAUAGAGCAACAUCACCGUUUUUAUAUGUGAACAAAAGCCUUACCCGGUAUGAUUCACGUGCCGGCGUAAAAGCUAUCCAGUAUAUUGUGAAUAUAGCCUUAAUGUCUUAGGUGAUGACCUCUGAACACGGUGCACAGUCAUGUUUAACAAGGGAGCUUUGUACUUAGAUAUGAGCAGAGCCAGUGCUGCAAUAAACAAUAGCUGUUGUUAUCAACAGUUGAUACAGUUGUAAUUAUGCAACAAUAUAAAAGAAUCUGCUAACGUUCCUUCCAAAUUAUUCACUUUCUGUUUGAGGUGAUGUUUUCAUCUUCAUUCUUCAUAUGAACCCACAGCUUCAUAGCAGCGAAAACAGGAAAGGAUAUUUGCCAUCAAGCGCCUAUUUGGGCGCGUUAACUUUUAAUCAAAGGAUUUUCCUAUGCCAGCAUCUGUAAAUGAAUUCUAUGUCGAAUGUGUAGACUGUUGUCACCAAGUUCGAUUUCUUUCCUCCGAUAAAAAAUUCGACCGUAUAAAAUCUACACCGUGAAUUUUCGUCAUAUAAAAGGGAAUUAUGAUAGAACUUGAGCUCAAAUGGCAAGAACCAUUGAGAACCAAAAUAGUUUUUUUACUUAGCCUGACCUAUUCCUGUUUCUCAACAAUUCAAAAAUUUCGCUGCUCCUGUAAUUUAUAUUCUCCGUCCACUACCACCAACAUCGUCACUACAUUUCUAUUGUUUUCCCAGUCCACCCCCAUCACUGCCACAACCACAUUUCUAUUGUUUUUCUUCCACCACCACCAUCACACCACAUCUGUAUUGUUUUCCCCCCACCAUGAUCACCGCCACAACCGCACCACAUUUCACAACCACACCUUCCACCACCACCACUACCACCACCAGAUUUUUAUUGUUUUCGCUCUACUACGAACACAUCCUUUCAUCCGCAUUUUAUUCAUGAGAUUAAGACAACACGCUAAGGCGCCAUUGGCGUUAAUGUAUUCCUGCGCUAGUUUAUGACUUUCCUGCGCCAAAAACGGAUGAUUUCAUCCCUGCUAUACUACUUAGAAACGAACAUUUUUUUUAUUUAAAACUUUGAUUACGUCUCAUACAAAACGCCAUUAUUUUUUAUGCAGGAAGUCUGGAGAAAAUCGCAUCAUUUCGGAAUUGGCACUGCCAAAAGCAAGAAGUACGGCUUUAUUUUAGUGGCACGCUACAGUCCUCGGGGUAAUGGAGGAGGGCCUAUGGUUUUCAAAGACAAUGUCUUCCCACCAGGUGCGUUGUCGUCUUAUGCAUUUUUGCUUUGAAAACUCCUCAAAAAUGCAAUUGAAAAAAUAAAUAAUUAAGGCUAGUUUGUCUUCUACAGUAUAAUUACGCUUUUAAAUAGUCUUGGCCCCUAUUAAUUGCAAAAAAUCUUGCAUGAGAGAUUCAUUCCAAAUGGUACAAAUAGACGCUAGAAGCACAGACGUCUUUAGGACUGAAUAACAAUUCCAAUUGUAUUUAUUUAUAGAUUAUCUACUUUCCAUUCGUUUGAAAAAAACACCGAGCAAUUUUUCUCUUUUUUGACAGGGACUAUUUCGGACCCCACGCCAUCAACAAGCCCAAGCGCAACCACUCCAGCGCCCACGUCGAUCACACAAAAUAUUAAAAUUAACAUAUCAAUUAACACAAGCACAAUGCCUACAUCAGCUCCAAGUAAGCAAGGUGAAAAACUGCAUGCAAACUUUUACGAUUUUAUAUAUUACAGAAGAACCAAAAGCUCUGCAACAAUGAUUUUCAAAUGUUUUUUUUUGGACAGAAAGCAGUAUCAUGCAAUCGAGGAAAAGGCUUACCUCUUAUUCCCGGCCAUUUGAUUUAGUGACGCACUCGCUUAACAUUUCGUAUCCUACAAUAAAACGAAGACUUGUCCUUAUAUUUGAAAUUAGACUUCAAGUCUAUGUUAAACGUAAAUGUCGCAUAUGUUACGUGAUUCUAAGCAAAAUAUCUGUAAAAUACAUUCUGACAUUACGAGUCUUCAUAGCCAAUAACAUCACGGCUUAACUGACAGACGACCGAUAACAUCGAGACUUAAUUUACCAAUCAGGUCAAUAACCAGAGUUUAACAACAUCAACCGACGUGAUACAACUCACUGUGACUCUGAAGAUGUCUAACGCACAAGUUGUCGAAACGUCAGUCAUGUCAACAACAACAGUCCUAUUCAGGACUACGUUCACCUGGACGAUCAUACUCAAUCGACUCAUGGGCAUAAAAGUGUAUCUCAACUCGUUCUACGACAACUUAUGAACUUUCAAUCGAUGACUUCUUGAUGAACUUUCAAAUUGAAUGCUCAUAUCUGACUUAUCUUUUAUUCUGCAGGCGGAGGAAAGCCCACCACGCCGAGUGUCACUAGCACCUCCCCUCCACAAGUGACACUUCCUGCUGGUAGGUGAUGAGUGAAACUAUUGAUUAUCUUUUUAAUUGUUUGUGUCUAAACGUAAACGUUGACUUAAGUUGGACCUUUAAUGUCCAACGCCUGAACCUUCACACAAUGGCUUUAUUCUACUUGCACGUAAAGGUUACGUGACAGUGGAAAUCCACACUAAAGGGCUGCAAUAAAAUCAUCCAUAGGAAGUGCGAUGAUUUUUAGUGUUUGUCCGUCAUUUGACACUGUACUUGUCUUCGUAUCAUGUGAUAUUUGUGUCGAUUCUGCGCAUUACAAAGUAAGUAAAAAGGUACCAUUCUCCUUUCUUACUUACUGCAAGGGGCUUAUCUAUCAUUUCUUGUAUCCAGACCUGCACCACUUCCUCUUGAUCGCAAAAAAGGAUGUCGUUCCUCCACGUAUUAGGUACAGAAGGAAGGCGUUGUUAUGAAUUAUUAGGUUCUUGUCAACCACUGUUAUUUAUAUUUUCUUUUAAUUCUUUUUUCGUUUGUUUAUGUACGCGGAAGUUAUCGUUUUGACGAAUGACUAGCGCCGCAACGUCAGUUUCUCAAUCUACCUACGGAGGCCAAUCUAUAAUUUAAAUCAUAUCACCUUCGUUUAUAAAGCUAAAUUUUUGAACCUGAUCCCACAACCACCGCCGUAACGUGUCAGUUUCUUUGGAAAAGUAAACCUCUUCGUUUAUCUUUUGUUUUCGAACCACCUCACUUUAUUUCCAACGCCUUAUUGAGCAGAGAAUAUUAAAGUGAAUUUACUCUUUAGAAAAAGGCAUCGAUUCGAAGGUCACAAGUCAGUCUGCAACUGGGGCCAAUGACACUCGGGUCAGUGAGUGGCGGGAAAAUAAAGGAACACGACUCCGUUGUUCUAAAAUUUUCUUCGGAUGGGGUCUUCUGAGGGCCUAAACUCAAACGUUUUCAACAGGAAAGUCAAGUCCUAUGUUAACGGCUUUACCGAGAAAAAUGUAUUUUUGGAAAGAACGUUGGAGAAAAGGAUCGAGCUUAUAAAGAAACAAACGCAAUUAACGUCUUUGCAAUUUUAUUUUAACGCGCCAACUGAUGGAGAAAUUUCAGAAAUCGCCACUUAAGCUUAGCUUGCACGAAAUUGUCCUCUCCUCAGUGUUUGUUUGUAUUUAUGCUGUUAAAAGGGGGGGCAUAUCCUUUUUUUAACUCUUUUUCCCUUUGGUUAACAUACAUCAUUACACCACCUUUCCAAGACUUUUUUUCAGGUCAAGUUUUUUUGUUCUUGUGGUUUGCGCUCCUGUUGAUGUUUUACGACCAUGAUUACUUAAACUUCAUUGCCUUCGUUUUUGCUUCAUUCAAACUAUCGAUCAUCCAAGCAGCCAUGAAUAUAGACUACGAACAGUCUCUAGCGCUUGACGGAAGGCGCAAGAGAGAAGAGGCGUGAAAUAUACAGGCUUUUCUUAAACCCAGUCGGCAUAAUUACAAUAACUUCACGUCCCGAGAUGAGAGCUUCUAAUGCUUCACUUUGCUCUGACUUUAACGUUCCUGUUUUUUGGACUACGUGACAGACAUUCCUGCCUACUUCAGUCAUCAUCAACUUGUCAGUGGUUUCGGUUGUUGACAGUUGUUGUCAACGCUUCAUUCAUAAGCAAAUUGUAA
Porites evermanni is the source of this 4802-nucleotide messenger RNA. The record is from the annotation of a GenBank genome assembly. Lineage: Eukaryota; Metazoa; Cnidaria; Anthozoa; Scleractinia; Poritidae.